Messenger RNA from Ascochyta rabiei, 750 nucleotides. RefSeq lists its product as uncharacterized. The transcript has 5 exons. The record is from RefSeq and is a predicted model, not a curated record. Gene Ontology annotation, cellular component: cytoplasm. Gene Ontology annotation, molecular function: phosphatase activity. Lineage: Eukaryota; Fungi; Ascomycota; Dothideomycetes; Pleosporales; Didymellaceae. The coding region runs from base 1 to 750 and encodes 249 amino acids.
AUGCCUCCAAGGAUCCAUAUCAUUCGACAUGCACAAGGCGAGCACAACGCAACUCGCAACUACUCUAUCCGCGAUGCGCUUCUAACCCCAAAAGGGAAAGGGCAAUGCAGCACUCUGCAGGCCGCCUUCAAGUACCACAACGACAUCGACAUUGUCUUCUCAUCACCUCUGCGGCGCACUAUCCAGACCGCAUCAUUGUGUCUGGGCCCUGCGUUAGCGCGAAAGGAAGUGCCUUUUGUGCUCUUGCCGUCAUUGCAAGAAGUCAGCAACGUUGGCUGUGAUGUCGGUCUCGCAGACACUGCAGAGGACGUGAAGCGCAUAGUACCAACUCUUUUUGCCGAGGGCGAGCUGCCGUUUGACUACAACAAGAUCGAUGCUUCACACGUGACUGAGGGGUGGAACAGUAAAAAAGGAUACUGGGCAUAUGAGCGAGAUGCGAUAUCGAAACGAGCAGCAGACUUGAGGAGCUUCUUGAUGCAGCGAUCAGAAAAGCAGAUUGCACUGGUUACGCAUGGUGCAUUUGCUCACUUCCUAACCGAAGACUGGGAUGUCGCCGACCCAAUGACAGGCACAGCAUGGCUGAAUUGUGAACAUCGUAUAUUCGACUUCACAUCUGAUUCCAACGCUGCAGAUGCCCAUCUCGAAGAGACCGAUGUAAGCAAAUCGUCGAGAGGAUUCGAAGAGCGAGAGAUGGACCCACAUGUGUUUGAAGAGUUGAAGGCCGUCUCGUCCAACGAAAGCCAGAGCUGA